AUGUCUGAAUAUACGUCUAAUUCUAAUUCUGAUUUUGAAGAAUUUUUUGAUUCGACUAAUAACAUUUCUGCUGUAUUUGGAAAGAAUCUUGAUGUUUGGGAUAUUGAUUGGGAUAUUAGUAAAAUAAAGAAUAUUUUCAAAUUAAGGAAUGUGCAAUAUUCAUUGGGAGAUCCUGGAAAAAUGUCAAGUUUAAAAAAUCAUACUUUUUUAGGUGUCUCUUGUAAAAGAGAAUUUAGAACUUGCCAAGCUUUAACAUUUGCAAGAGUUUUUACUAAUGUAGAAACUUCUGAUGCAUAUAAGCAUAUAUUUUAUGAAGUAUUUUCUACUAUUGAAAAGGAUAAUAGAAAAGAAAUUAAAUUUAGUUAUUUAAAUUCAAAUUCUAAUGGUAUAGGUUGUAUUAUAGCUGAUGCUCAUAAAGAUCAAGCUAUUGGUCUUUAUAAGUUUUUACAUAAAAAAUAUCCAAAUGGAACUUCAUUAUCAUUAUUUGCAGCAAUUAAAAAAGCUGGAGAAUUUGAUAAUAGAGAAUAG
Molecule: messenger RNA, 528 nt
Organism: Funneliformis geosporum
Lineage: Eukaryota; Fungi; Glomeromycota; Glomeromycetes; Glomerales; Glomeraceae
Source: the annotation of a GenBank genome assembly